This is a messenger RNA of Peromyscus leucopus (white-footed mouse), 724 nucleotides long. It is a transcript of the gene Med29, whose product is annotated as mediator complex subunit 29. The transcript has 4 exons. Lineage: Eukaryota; Metazoa; Chordata; Mammalia; Rodentia; Cricetidae. Gene Ontology annotation, biological process: regulation of transcription by RNA polymerase II. The record is from RefSeq and is a predicted model, not a curated record. Gene Ontology annotation, molecular function: transcription factor binding; transcription coregulator activity. The coding region runs from base 77 to 676 and encodes 199 amino acids. Gene Ontology annotation, cellular component: mediator complex.
CGCCCGCAGACCGUAGAGGCUGAGGAGAGCGGGAGGACGCGCCUGUGACGCACAUCCUGUGUUCUACCCGAGGAAAAUGGCUGCGCCCCAGCCGCAGGCUUCGGCCGUUUCCUCCGCGGCGGGUGUUUCAGGUCCGGGCUCUGCCGGUGGCCCGGGUCCCCAGCAACAGCCGCAACCGACGCAACUGGUGGGACCUGGCCAGAGUGGGCUCCUGCAGCAGCAGCAGCAGGACUUCGAUCCUGUGCAGCGCUACAAGAUGCUCAUCCCUCAGCUGAAGGAGAGUCUGCAGACUUUGAUGAAGGUUGCAGCCCAGAACCUGAUUCAGAACACUAACAUUGACAACGGACAAAAGAGCAGUGAUGGACCCAUACAGCGGUUUGACAAGUGUCUGGAGGAGUUUUACGCUCUCUGUGAUCAGCUGGAACUCUGCUUGCGCCUGGCCCACGAGUGCCUGUCACAGAGCUGUGACAGCGCCAAGCACUCGCCGACGCUGGUCCCCACGGCCACCAAGCCAGACGCCGUGCAGCCGGACAGCUUGCCCUAUCCUCAGUACCUGGCCGUCAUCAAAGCCCAGAUCACCUGUGCCAAAGACAUUCACACUGCUCUGCUGGACUGUGCCAACAAGGUCACAGGCAAGACUACUGCAGCCUCAGCUGGCCCUGGGGGCAGCCUCUGAGGUCUUGGUGAGGGCGGGGCAGAGAAUGAAGACUGGCCUGAGGCAAAA